This is a messenger RNA of Neodiprion virginianus, 738 nucleotides long. Its product is annotated as protein AIR2-like. The record is from RefSeq and is a predicted model, not a curated record. NCBI's taxonomy places the organism in Eukaryota, Metazoa, Arthropoda, Insecta, Hymenoptera, Diprionidae. Gene Ontology annotation, molecular function: nucleic acid binding; zinc ion binding. The transcript has a single exon. The coding region runs from base 1 to 738 and encodes 245 amino acids.
AUGGCUAUAGACACGGCCACCAAGACUGGAAAACUAUUAUCACAUAGACUUAAACUAGCCUUAUACUGUGAUACUAACUACGAAACACAAAACCAUAUAAAAUGUAGUAUAUGUAAAUUAACCGAGCACAUCGAUAAAUAUUGUCCUGAACAACCUUCCGUAUUAGUAGUGUGUAGAUACUGCAAGAAGGCAGGUCAUAGUAUAGAAGAGUGCAGAACGAGGCUGCGCAACAACACAACUUGCACGCAGUGUGGUGGCAAGGGCCACUCGAACGAUAAGUGCCGCUCAAAUCGGUCCCAAUAUCCCCAGAAUCCAAAAUUCCACCAAGAUUCAAGAGUUUUCCAAAAUAACACUAAUCGUCAACAACAGAACAAUCUCAAUACCCAAUAUCGAGCAAGAGACCCGACAAACCAACCUUCAGACCAGAUGCGAAAUGACAGUCAACGCUCACAACACUAUAACACACCAAAUCCUUCACGAUCGAACUUCAGAGUUAAUUACGUAGCACAAGACUACUCGAACGAGAGAUGCGAUGCAGGCGUCCACCCGGAAGUUUCAUACGAAGCAAAGCAACAUCGCGAAUAUUCAGGCAACGCGAGCCAUUUAAACGAGUUCAGGGACGGCCGCGCGGACGCAUCGACCUCCCUCAAACCGGAGCAUCGUCCAAACCAAACGUCAGCUCCGUACAUAUGGAAUCUGGCCCUCCACAGAUUCGAACACAAUGCCCGCAGUCUUUGA